Messenger RNA from Phyllopteryx taeniolatus (common seadragon), 2970 nucleotides. It is a transcript of the gene clk2a, whose product is annotated as CDC-like kinase 2a. Lineage: Eukaryota; Metazoa; Chordata; Actinopteri; Syngnathiformes; Syngnathidae. The transcript is spliced from 13 exons. Gene Ontology annotation, biological process: regulation of RNA splicing; protein phosphorylation. Gene Ontology annotation, molecular function: protein tyrosine kinase activity; ATP binding. Gene Ontology annotation, cellular component: nucleus. The record is from RefSeq and is a predicted model, not a curated record. The coding region runs from base 191 to 1792 and encodes 533 amino acids.
CCUGUUAGUGGGUCGGCGAACCAAAUUUCCCAGUAACACGGAACGCCGCACUAGUCGGGCACGCCAAACGUCAAGAUUUUUGCUAGCAACGGAGCUUGGAAUGCCGAGCGAAUGACAAUAUACAUGUGACAAGAACGCCAGCACCACGGAUUUCUUGUGGGACAAGCGUACAGGGCUCGCUGCUAAAACGAUGCCUCACACCAGACGGUACUCAUCCUCUGAGAGAGACAGUCGCAGCAGCUAUCAUGAUCGUUACAGAGAGAAAGAAAGGGAUAGAUGGCGCAGACAUCGACACAGAAGAUCGCCCACAUACUCUUCGAGCAGUGACAGGGAUCGGGACCGAAGGGGACGAGCUCAGAGACAGGAUGCAAGUUAUGUACGCUCAAGGAGUCGAAGCUAUGACAAUCGCUCAACAGAGCACAGGCCGUUUGACCGAAGAUACUGCGAGGGAUACAGAAGAUUGGAUCAGAGCCGCGAUGAAGAACGCGACCAUGACCGAGAAAAGGAGCCACAUGGAGCCGCCGAAAGUUACUAUCCACGCGACUUCUCGCCAAGCAUGUACGACUACCGGCGGGGCCGAGAAAGGGAAAGGGAGCGGGAUGAAUCAUACCGACGAAAGGACAGCAGGCGUAAGCACAAACGAAGGCGGCGUAGAACCAGGUCCUAUAGCCCAUCAUCCUCGCGGAGCAACAGCCGGACGCGGGCACUGAGUGUGAGGGACGACGAGGAAGGGCACCUGAUCUGUCGGAGUGGGGACGUCCUGCAAGAGAGAUACGAGAUUGUCAGCACUUUGGGCGAAGGCACCUUUGGCAGGGUGAUGCAGUGUAUUGACCAUCGCAGGGGAGCGUCCAGUGUUGCUUUGAAAAUUAUCAAGAAUGUGGAGAAGUACAAAGAAGCAGCUCGCCUUGAGAUCAACGUACUUGAGAAGAUCAACGAGAAAGAUCCUGACAACAGAUUCCUGUGCGUGCAGAUGUAUGACUGGUUUGACUACCAUGGUCACAUGUGCAUCUCCUUUGAGCUGCUUGCGCUCAGCACGUUCGAUUUCCUCAAAGAAAACAACUACCUGCCCUACUCCAUUGGUCAAGUCAGACACAUGGCCUACCAAGUCUGUCUCGCUGUGAAGUUUCUCCAUGACAAUAAGUUGACGCACACAGACCUAAAGCCUGAAAACAUCCUAUUCGUCAACUCGGAUUUCACAAUGUCCUACAAUGUGGAGAAGAAACGAGAAGAGAGGACAGUUAAGAGCACAGCGGUACGCGUGGUGGACUUCGGCAGCGCCACUUUCGACCACGAGCAUCACAGCACUAUUGUGUCCACCAGGCAUUACCGUGCCCCUGAGGUCAUUUUAGAAAUGGGCUGGAGCCAUCCUUGUGACGUGUGGAGCAUUGGCUGUAUCCUGUUUGAGUAUUAUCUGGGCUUCACCUUGUUUCAGACUCAUGACAACAGGGAGCAUUUGGCUAUGAUGGAGCGAAUCCUUGGACCUGUGCCAUCCAGAAUGAUCCGCAAGACGAGGAAGCAGAAGUAUUUCUACCGAGGCCGUCUCGACUGGGACGAGAGCUCCUCGGCGGGGAAAUACGUCCGGGAAAACUGCAAACCUCUGAGGCGAUACUUGCUGUCAGAGGCGGAGGAUCACCAUCAGUUGUUUGACCUCAUCGAAAGCAUGCUCGAGUAUGAGCCGUCCAAGAGGCUGCUUCUUGCAGACUCUCUCAAGCACCCUUUCUUUGACUUUGGGGGGAGUGGCGAGGCAGUGGGCAGUAAGAGCUGGGAAGCAAACCGGGACAUCAGCCGGUGAUCCGAAGCGCCUCCUCCUAAGUCUGGUACAGCAGUAUUUGAAACACGGGGCAGGGGAACUCUUACGGUUUCUGUUGGUCAUCAUGAAAGCAGGGACACCUCCCUGCUUCUUCAGUUUCCACCUGUGCUGCCAAGCAAAGUGUGCAGAGAUUGCCAUAAGACUUGGGUUGGUUUCUCAAUUAGGAAUCUUCAAUGGUCAAGGCUUCAAGAGGACAACUAUGACGAACAGACUUGUGCACCCAAAGGAGCCCUCUAUGCAGCUCUCAUCUUCCUCCUGAAGUCGUCCUCCUCCCGUCCAACCAUUGUUAUUUUUUGACUUUCUCAAGGAAACCGGUGCCAUGCAAAGUCAUUUAUGGCGAACAAACGUCUUCCUCUCGGGGAGGGUUGAUGAAGAAAGAGGAAAAAAACAAGCAUGCAGUCCCUUUGGUGCACACGUCACCCACAAGAAGCAUCCAUCACUGCAGAAAACAUCUUAAAUCCAUAGUUACAUCCAUGCUCAAAGGUGGCAAACUAAAUACGAAUACUUCUUCUCAUGGAAUUUCCAAAAUAAUGCAAGCGGCAAGUGUUUGUAAAAUGUUUCGUUUUUGAUAAUGAGCACUUUGAGAUUUUAAGCAUAAAUGGAUCAUCUUGGCCAUGAAAAGGCCUUUAUUGUUCACCAGUAAGACGCACUGCGCACCCGCUAUGGUCUUAUUGAUUGUGAACUCCACCACGCGAGACAAGAAGGUAACGUUUCCAUGACCAUGGCUUUGUUUAUCUAUUUGUUUGUGUGCGUGAUGUGCUGUUUUGUUUGUACAUUCUGGGUUUGCUUUCGACAUGUGGCGAUGUGUGCGCCGGGUACGACACAUUUAUAUUCAUGCCGUGCGCUGUGACUUGUAGCUUGCCCAGGAUGAGAAAUCGUCGCAGACUUAAAAACUAAACGUAUAAAUUGCCUUUCCCCAGGUGCCCCCACUGAAGCUAAGCACAUGUCUGGUGGGCUGUCCAGAUGCGAUGCACACAACUGUUUUGAUAUUUAUUUGUGUGUGUUUUUGGGAUUCAAAUCCAUUCAAAUAGGUCACAGUCCUCGCCUCCCAUAUAUACAUGGAUUGUUUUUUUUGUAUGAAAUUAAAAGCCUAUAAAAGUGUAUAUAUGUAUGUAUGAUGUUGUAGAAUUAAAGUGAAAGUCCUCCUUUCCCAAGGUAAA